Molecule: messenger RNA, 1299 nt
Organism: Papaver somniferum (opium poppy)
Lineage: Eukaryota; Viridiplantae; Streptophyta; Magnoliopsida; Ranunculales; Papaveraceae
Product: basic 7S globulin-like
Exons: 1
Coding region: 1-1299 (432 amino acids)
Biological process (GO): proteolysis
Molecular function (GO): aspartic-type endopeptidase activity
Source: RefSeq, a predicted model, not a curated record
AUGACUUCUCCUUUUAGUUCUUGUAUUAUUCAGUUUUUUCUUCUUCAUCUGCUGCUUCUUUUCUUCUUUAUUUCUGUCUCCGAUGCUCAAUUACCAUCCCCUGCUGCUGCUAGACCUACCAGUAUAGUCUUCGAUACUGACAGAGAUCCAUUAACCCGCCAAUACAUCAUCAAUAUUAACCAAGGAACUCCUUUGGCUGAAAUAAAACUAGUCCUCGAUCUCGGGGGGAAGUUACCUUGGCUCCGAUGUAACGAAGGCUACACGUCAUCGUCGUACAAACCAGUCAAGUGCACGUCAUCCAAAUGUGCACUAGCUAGCAAACCUAUCAAAUGCGCAUUGUGCAAUGGCACUGCGCCUCAUAACACUUGGUGCCAUAAAAAUGCUUGUAUCGUUCUUACAAGCAACCCAGUAACUCAGGCUGUCGUACCUGGUGAGCUAAUCUCAGAUUUUGUCACUGUUAAUUCUAAUGAAUGGUUGUCAGAGAAACCUGCUCUGACUGUUCCGCCUCGCCGGUUUGCUUUUGGGUGUGCAACUACUAGUAAUUCCUUACAUGGACUUGCUAAAGGUGCUCAAGGGGUGGCUGGUCUAGGACGUUCAUCUGGUCUUUCUCUAGUUUCACAGUUUUCAUCUGGGUUUCGAUUUCCUCGUAUAUUUGCUCUGGAUUUUGGAUCACGUAGCACAGAUGGUAAGAUUUUCUUUGGUGGUGGACCUUAUGUCUACUCGUAUCCUUAUGAUAAUGAUUUGAGGCAGUAUUACUUAUCUUACACCCAACUCUUGAUUAACCCAAAAAAUAGUGAAGAUUAUUUCAUUGACGUCAGAUCAAUCAAGAUACACGGUGAAACGGUACCAAUAAUCCAUAAAAGAUUGUUGUCCAUUAACAAGACAACCGGAGUUGGAGGAACGAAAGUAGACUUUCAAACUCCUUACACUAUUCUACAUAGAUCAAUCUACAAGGCCAUUACGAAGGUUCAUAUCAAAUGGGCUAAAUCUAUGAAUAUUACUAUGCUUCCUCCUGUUGCACCCUUUCGUACAUGCUAUAAUGUAUCCACAAUACCUAGCUGGCCCCUGGAGGGAGACUCGGUGCCACCCAGUAUCACUUUCAUGUUUCCCAAAAAUGAACUGAGAACCAUUAGUGAUACGGUAUGGAUUGAAGGGACUGAUGCCAGUUGUUUGGCAUUCAUUGAUGGAGGUUUGAAUCCUAAGACUUCCAUUGUUAUUGGCGAUUAUAAUUUAAAUUUCUUCGUAGAGUUUGAUAUUUCAAGAUCAAGAUUUGGGUUCACGCAACCAUUGUUUCCUUGA